UUGGUAAAGUUUCUUCUUGACGGCAAGUUCUCUCUCUUAUACGGACAUCGCCAAAGUGGCAAGUCAACUACUGCUUAUGCAGUAAAAGAGUGGCUUGAAAACGAAUACGAUAAGGAAGUUUACAUCAUUACUUUUUCCAGCGGCAUCGUGACCGAUGAAGGACUCAAUGAAUUCUGGCAUUCCGUAUGCGCUAAAAUACAAAGUUUGAACGCGAACCGGUUCAAAUAUAAUGUAUUUGAUAAGUUCGCUCAGACAUCGGUAUCAUCGAAUACAUUUGAGAGUUUAUUCUCGAAACAUAAUAAUCCCUCGGCAAAGGAUUGCAUUAUCAUUAUUGAUGAGGCUUCGUAUCUUGCUGGCAAUCAAAAAAUUACUGAGAGUUUCAUCAGCUCAUUGCGAGUUUUAAAGGAUGGACGUGGUCAGUUCAACGUGUUUUCUUUCAUGCUCGUUGGCACCGAAAUCAUUAGGGAGUUCCUUCUCAGCCAUCAACGACCUGAUUCUGUGUCAAUUAUUUCGCCUUUUUCUGAUGAGGCAAGCAUGGUAUCAUCCUGUUUUAGUGAAGUAGAGAUUUCGAUGCUUCUCUUUCAGUAUUCUGCAGAGAAUAACUUUACUAUACAUAUAAAACAUAUCGCUGAGGAUAUCUAUUAUCUCACUCUUGGACAUAAGGGUCUUGUUGGUCUCUGCUGCUCUUUUCUUGAGACCCAAAUUAUGCAAGGCAAGAAUAAAUUAACGAUUGAUGAAUGGAAUGAGGCGACUUAUGGACUACCCGAAUUCAUAAGAGGGAAGGCAACAUAUGAAUCCAUAGUUCGAACCCUCCCUAGUCUAUCAGAAGAACGAAAACGAAUCCUUGCAAAGGUCCUUCGUUCUAAAUCUGAUGUAGUUUCUCAUGAUAAUCCUAAUGUGAAAUUCCUUCUCGCGGAAGGAAUGAUUGUUGUUGAAAGAAAGCUGGUCAAUGAAGAAGUGUUAAUCCGGUGUGCCGCACCUAUCCUUCGUAAUGUCAUUAUUUAUCAAAUAUUAGGGCCUAGUAUCGACCUAUCCAAGAGCCCCAAACCGGAUAAUGCUCGAACAAUCGAUGCUAAAUGGAUGCUGGAGCGCACUAUUGAGAACCUAUCCCUCCAGCAUAUAUUCACUGACAAAACCAGCAAUUCUAGUGGUGAGCCGUCUGAGUACGCUUUCCAAGCCGAAUUCAUCACUGUUAUGAAGAAUCUGCUUUCUGCGGCCUAUCCGAAACUUCUUUACCGGGUGCUUCCUGAGGUAAAGGAGUAUGAUGAUGAUAAUGGUAACCGCCGUCAGCGCUUAGACAUUCUCAUUAAGGAUAGCAUGUGGAUGGAAUCUUUUGGCUUUGAGCUCGUUGUUGGAGCAAGUCUGAAGGUUUUUAAUGAACACUGCGAGCGCUCCAAAAAAUAUGCUCAACUUCAUCAAUGUUCCAUGCUCAUGGUGAACAUUUGUAUCGAUAAAAAGCUUAUUAAUCACUUUGGGCCAGAUUAUGAAAAUGUAACUACUGUGCAUGUAGUCUAUGAUGAAAGUAAUGGACGUGCAGAGUUGGUAUAUAAAGAUAGGAAA
This is a messenger RNA of Funneliformis geosporum, 1560 nucleotides long. The record is from the annotation of a GenBank genome assembly. Lineage: Eukaryota; Fungi; Glomeromycota; Glomeromycetes; Glomerales; Glomeraceae.